AACAGCGGCCUCUUCUUGACAGACCUGGAGGAGGUUGGGAGUAGAAAACAAAUUAUACACUAUAUUUCAGGCUUGUUAUGCAAAUAAGUUUGGAUUGUUAACAGAUCAACUAAUUAUCUAAAAAUUUUAUCAACAUAAACUGAUUACAUUUGUUACAGUAAGGAUUAGGGCUUAAUAACACAUCUAUAAUAAAUUUUGCGCUCAAUGAGAAAAAUGAGCCCUGCAAUACACUGGUGACCUAUUAAGGGGGUACCCCGCCUCUAGGCCAAAGCAAGCGUAAAACUGCAGUACGAGUGGGUCUUUGCCUUGUAGAUUUUUGUUGAGUUCCCUGUAUUCAGCAAGCACGUCAGUUAAGAACGCCUGACAUUCUCUGCGGUAGAGUGCUUGUACUGUGUUUACUGUUUUACAGUGUUCCCCAUUGUUCAAAGCUUCUUGGUGGAUGAUACAGUGCAUUUAACUGGCUCACCUCCGCUCUCCUGCACCUUGGAGCACACCAAGGAGGCCUUUCCAGCGCCUGUCGGAGCUGGGGCUCCAUCUGUCGUAGCGUCACACAACUUUACAAAUUUAAGUCCCAUGUUGUCAAUUGCAUUUGACACAGCUUCAAAAAUGUCUCUCCUGUGUUUCUAUGGUGUUGUCAUUUUCAUUUCAGUCCUUAAUUUUGUUUCUGGACAAUGUUUGACGUUUCUGUGGAACUAGGUGUUUUCAGCUUUGGUGGGUCCACCUAUAAGACAGUAGGUGCUACUGAACCCUAACCCUGAGCCACUCACUUCUCUUCUAUCCAUGCUGGUGCAGUAGUUAAUCAUUAAUCAGAGGAAUGAUCCAAAUGCAGCUUCUAUGUGAUGAACUUGGUAGAAAUGUGGAAACUAAAUAUUGACACAGUCAAUGUAUUUAUGGGAUUUCAGUCAGUAAAAUGUGCCAGUGCUACACCCCAUCACUGGUGAGUCAACCACUUUUUCAUAUUCUCAGGACUGCAUGAAUGUUUUAUUGAUGUUUUUUAGUCUGUGAUGUAAGAGGUUUUUCAUUUUUUUUGCAGUUGUACCCUUAUUCAGGUCUUAAAGGUCCUAGACUGCAGUUUUGAAGAGUUAAUGUUGAAAGACGCCACAUUUUGUCUGUUAAUCUAUUUUAGAAUGGAAUAUUACACUUUUUAAAUGAUCCAUUAUUUAUCAAAAUCAAAUUGGAAGCAUGUUUCCAGUGAAUCAAUAUGUGGUUAGGCCGAUGACCCUGCUUCUCCUCACAGAUUUUCUCAGGUUGGAGCAAAGUGUGUCAGGACAAACCAGUAAAACCAAGGUCUGAAGUUUUGCAAGUCUUAAAAAAUCUUUCACAUAAAGUCCAUUUGUAUAGACUGCCGAAGUACCUGUUGUGAGUUAGAUAAUUAAGAUGUGUUUCUUUCAGUUACCAUGGUGAUAUACCGCGUAGUCAUAUAUCACGAGCGCCUGUUUCUGUCCGGUGAUGCCCAUCGAACCAUCAUCCAGUUAGUUGGGAGCAGAGCAGCCAGCAGACGCAUCCUAUUGGCUGAGAGAUCUGUUUGUCGAAUUUUGAAGAACAUGUGUUGCUUUUACAAAACUACGGAGGAAAAAGCAGAAUACGCAGUCCACGCCCCCACCAGUCUCGGAGCUCUGCUACUGGUUCGACUUGAUGCCCCACCCACCGGCGCCAGCUCCUGGUUUUGUUUGAAGGUUGUUGUUACGACACCUGAGGGCGGGGUCUCUAUGUUCCCUUGCUACCGAACCGUCACCGGAUCCCACCCGCUGGCUCUGAGAGAUUCCAUUGCCAAACUUGUUUUCGAUGACGUUCGACCAGUCGAACUGGAUCAGAGGAUCAAUGAACUGAUGUAUCAACGUCAAGCAUAUCGGUGGAGUUGCUAUGACGAUGGUCUCCCUGAAAUGAUGAAGGCUGAUGAUGUUUCGUCACUUCCCGCUGAGGUUCGAUUCUCCGUUUCCAAAGAGACUGACAUGAUUUUGACCAUCAGUAGAGCAUUGGUGGAGCUGGGUCUGCAAAGCUUCCUGAGCUUUGAGCAGAACUGGUCCAGUUUUCAUCAGAUCCAUCAGCUCUGUCAGGAGACCAGGACCCCAAUUUGCAGACUAGUGGAACAGUUCUGGAGGGACGACUGGUUCUUCGGACACCAGUUUCUGAAUGGGGCCAACCCUACUUUAAUUCGCCGGUGCACAAACAUCCCAGCGAACCUGGCCGUUACCGAGGAGAUGGUGGAGGCAUCGCUGGAGGGAGGAGUCAGCCUCCGUCAGGAGAUGGAGACAGGAAAUGUGUUCCUGGUCGACUAUGGGCUGCUGGAUGGGCUCACGGCCAACACUGUAAAUGGAAAACAAAAUUACCUGACGGCGCCACUCGUCCUGCUUCACUUGAACGCCAUCAACCAGCUGGUUCCUGUUGCCAUACAGCUGAAGCAGACUCCAAGUGAGUCUAAUCCCGUCUUCGUCCCUCAGGAUCUGGAAGCUGAUUGGCUGACAGCUAAAACAUUUGUGCGCUCUGCAGACUUUGCUGAUCACGAGCUGCGUUCUCACUUUUUGCGGACACAUGUGAUGUCAGAGCUCUUCGCCAUGGCAACGCUUCGAAACCUUCCCAUGGUGCACCCCCUCUACAAACUCCUGGCUCCUCAUUUCCGUUUCACUCUGGAGAUCAACACUCUGGCUAGGCAGCUGCUGAUCUCUGAUGGAGGAUUACUCCAAGAGUACACAGCAGUGGGUGGAGCUGCUACACUGGAAUAUCUGAGGAGGGCAUCAGCCUCGCUCACCUAUCAGGACCUGUGUUUACCUGAUGACGUCGCUGGGCGUGGCCUGGCUAAUAUUCCUGGCUAUUAUUACCGUGACGACGGUCUGCGGCUGUGGGACAUCAUCCAAAGGUAUGUAGAGUGCGUGGUUACCUGUCAUUACCAUGGUGAGGAUGAUGUCAUUAGAGACUCUGAGCUGCAGAGCUGGAUUAAUGAGAUCAUUGUAUUUGGUCGCCUAGGAGACGAGAAGAAAGGUUUCCCAAAGUCCUUUACAUCGGUGUCGGAGCUGACGUACUUUAUUACCAUGGUGAUCUUUACUGCAUCAGCGCAGCAUGCAGCUGUUAAUAACGCUCAGCUGGAUUAUUUUGGCUGGAUGCCAAAUGCUCCUGUGGGGUUGCAGUGUCCUCCCCCAGUGUGUAGGGGGGGCUGCAGCGAGCGCAGCCUGAUAGACGCCUUUCCUGAUGUGAAGUCCACCGUGCACGGCCUCGCCACUGUCUACCUGCUCAGCAAGAAACCAGCCGACUUUGUUCCUCUGGGCGGUUCAGUGGCGCAGUACUUCUCAGAGUCUGGUCCCCUGGAGGCUGCAACGCGUUUCCAUAGAGACCUAAAACGUCUAAGCUGUGACAUCAGAGCGAGGAACGUGGAGUUGCCGCUGCCAUACGUCUACCUGGACCCCGCCACUGUGGAGGACAGCGUGACACGCUGAGCCCACAUGUUUAGAUGAGAUGAGUCAAACUCACGUGAUAUUAUUCUAUAUUUGUUCUGGUUUUAGACUGAAAAAUAAAAAAAUACUUUUUAUAGUUUA
Molecule: messenger RNA, 3530 nt
Organism: Betta splendens (Siamese fighting fish)
Lineage: Eukaryota; Metazoa; Chordata; Actinopteri; Anabantiformes; Osphronemidae
Product: polyunsaturated fatty acid lipoxygenase ALOX15B-like
Exons: 15
Coding region: 1398-3431 (677 amino acids)
Biological process (GO): linoleic acid metabolic process; lipid oxidation
Molecular function (GO): oxidoreductase activity, acting on single donors with incorporation of molecular oxygen, incorporation of two atoms of oxygen; protein binding; iron ion binding
Source: RefSeq, a predicted model, not a curated record